Molecule: messenger RNA, 198 nt
Organism: Racocetra persica
Lineage: Eukaryota; Fungi; Glomeromycota; Glomeromycetes; Diversisporales; Gigasporaceae
Source: the annotation of a GenBank genome assembly
UAUUCACAUUGAAGAGAAUUUAAGACUUAUAAAAGAGAUAUGUAAUAAAAAUUUGGACAAAGAUCAUUUUAGUAAUUAUAGUCGGGAGGAUAAUGAUCGGAAUGAAGAAAAGAAUAUUUAUAAUGAUGAACAAGAGGAAGAAUGUGAAGAAAUUAGUAGUAAAAUGUUUGUAUUUAUUCCAACAUAUAAUACACCUCG